Messenger RNA from Cuscuta campestris, 688 nucleotides. The record is from the annotation of a GenBank genome assembly. Lineage: Eukaryota; Viridiplantae; Streptophyta; Magnoliopsida; Solanales; Convolvulaceae.
GGAAUUUCAAAUCUGAUAUAGAUUCAUAUUCUAGUGUUAGAUAUCCAUGUACUCACCUCAAUUCGUUUCAACUUGAUUCAACGGAAAGUUUCUCGAAUACUGCAACUAAUGUCUUUCAUCGAAGCCUCCAUGUUACCGCUGCUAAACAGAAAGAGUCGCUACCUGAACUUUCCUGAUCACUGCUCGAUGUCAAUGGGUCGCUACUGGAGAUGCCAAGUCGCCGGAUUUCGUCGCUGGUUCCAAACCACUGUCAGAGGCAUUGGAGUUGCUGCCAGACGCCGUCACUGCUGUUUCGCUGGAGCAGAGAAGGCUCGCCAGAAUUGCUGGAUCGCUCGUCCUCAUCGCUGCCUGAACUCAUCGCCGGAGAUCGCCGUUUGCCCUGCAUUAAUGACCACCAUCGCUGUGUUUCCCCCUUCGUGGAAGACCGCCGGUGCAGAAGGAGGGGUUACCGAAGCAGGAGAAUCGGAAGAGGGAGAGAGAAUCGCGACGGGUGCUGGCCGGAAUAUGUUGGGGUAAUUGUGUCCCUUUGUUGGCGCUGCUGCUGGUGGAUCAAAGGAUGAGGUUGGCUGCGGUGCUGGUCUCAAUCAAAGAAGAAAAUCAGAACUAAAACACGUGGGGUAUUUAUAUUCCUUGCGUCUUGUACUCCGUAAUUUAAAAUAAUGUGUCUGAGUAAACAUACACACUUUUC